CCCAAAGGGAGAUUAGAUAAUAGAGACUAGAGAGAGAGGUGGGACCAUACAUUAUACAUACAUGCGCAAGACCAAUCCGGGAGGUGUUUUUCUUAAAAACCGGUGGCGCCGCCAAUCAAGUUGUGUUGAGAACAGUCUGACUGCGUUACCUCCAGGAGCCUCUUCCCCUUUUUCUCCUUCCCUUCUCAACUCCUCCUACUCUCUUCUUCAGUUUCUCCGCCAUUGAAUUUGAAAAAAACAAAAAAACAAAAAAACAGAACAAAAGAAAAAAGAAAUGCAGAGUCUGCAAGCGAAGGCCUCCGAGUGGAGCGGAGUCGACUCGGCCGACGCGUUCGCCAUCGACGACACCAAUCUCUUCCAGAAAUUGGGCCUCCAGACCUUCAUUAACCUCUCCACCAAUUUCUAUACCAGGGUAUAUGAUGACGAGGAAGAAUGGUUUCGGUCGAUUUUCGCAAACUCGAAGAAAGAUGACGCCAUUCAAAACCAGUACGAGUUUUUUGUCCAGAGAAUGGGAGGUCCUCCUCUCUAUUCUCAGAGGAGAGGCCAUCCUGCUCUAAUUGCACGUCACCGACCGUUUCCUGUAACACAUCAAGCUGCCGAGAGGUGGUUGCAUCACAUGCAACAAGCGUUGGACAGCACCCCAGAUAUUGAUGCAGACUCAAAAGUCAAGAUGAUGAAUUUCUUCAAGCACACAGCAUUCUUCCUUGUGGCUGGUGAUGAGUUGAAGAAGAAUCAAACCCAGCAAACUCCUUGCAAACACGGGAGCAGCCAAUAGAACACUCUUAUCACUUGUGGGAUUCGAUAAAUGCUUACUUAUUCAUCGAAACGGAUUAACUUCACACCGAUCUAAACUAGGACUUAUUGAAUACCUCUAUCAAUAAAUCUUGCAAUUUAUAUCUUCA
Messenger RNA from Morus notabilis, 902 nucleotides. Its product is annotated as two-on-two hemoglobin-3. Bases 275 to 775 code for a protein of 166 amino acids. Gene Ontology annotation, biological process: oxygen transport. The record is from RefSeq and is a predicted model, not a curated record. The transcript is spliced from 4 exons. Gene Ontology annotation, molecular function: heme binding; oxygen carrier activity; oxygen binding. Lineage: Eukaryota; Viridiplantae; Streptophyta; Magnoliopsida; Rosales; Moraceae.